AUGAAAAUAGCCCACCGACGCUCGUCGACUCUCCGCAACGGGAUGCACGCCCGACGUGGCUUCACCACCGGGCACAUCGCUUGCGUCCUCCGAGUCCUGUGCUCGGCAGUGCCUGCCACGGACGACCGUCUCCUGCAUCCGCCUCUGAGCGCCCUCUCACCGUGUGUCGUGCCCUCGCCUCGUCCCGCCACCGCCGCCGUCUGCCCGGCGCAGAUCUCUCGUGAGCCUCGAGCCCUCGUCCCGCCGAAAUCAAACCGUCUUGGCGGUGAGGAUGGGGGCGAGCGGAGGCUGUACAUGGCGCUCGUCGUGGGCUCGCACCCUUUCCACCCCGUCCCGCAUCGUCCCGGUUCAUCGCCAUAUAAGACGUUGCCGGGACGCCGAGACCGUCUGGACGACGAGCGAGCCCUCGCAAGGCCAACGGUACAAUACCGCACAUCCUGCUCCGACUCGCACACGUCAGUGCUGCACCGGCAAUGUCGUCCAGCGGUAGUGUUUGCUCUCGGAGCAGCAGCAGCUCGAGCCGACCUCGCGUACGCCGCACCCGCACCCGCACCCGCACCCGCCGAGGAUGGGCCUGGCCUCUCGCCCGCGAUGCUGACCUGGCCAACAGGAUUCCACCCUGCGGCUUGUCGAGAGCCUCACGACGCAUCGGGUCAACACCCUCACCGAGCUCUGCCGCAUCGAGCGCAUGGCCUCGUCGUGCGCGGACGAGACCGACGCGCGCGCCUUCCAGCGGCCCAUGACGGCGGCUUGGAUCCGGUACGUGACGAGCCAUCAGAUGCUCACCGAACUGCGCGGCCUGACCUCGCGCUUCCCCUUUUGCGGCGACAUUGUCCGCGAGGCGUAUGGCCGCGUGCGCCGGGACCCUACCAGCAACCGCAGCUGGAACCUCGCCUGGCUCGUUCUCCGGAGGAUCGAGGAAGACGGGCUCAUCGGCGUCUACGCCGCCCGCGAGGCGGACCGUCCCGCGAUGUGGGCGGGCACCAUGCCGACAGGCGACGACGUGCGGAGGCUCGCGGCCUGCUUCGAGGAGGAGUGGAGUGCCGCCGUGGACACGAUGCUGCGGCACUGGCAGCACCCGCCGACGUGGUAUUGAUGCUCGUGGCGUGGCGACGAACAGUCUCGAAAGGGGCCCGGGAAACGUUGGAGGUUCGCCGGCCGCGGCGUUUGGCUGUCAUUUCGUCCCUUGUCCGCCGACGAUGCGCUCAUCAUCAUGGACGGGAGGGACUAGGCGCAAAGGUGCAGCAACGGUACUUGGCACUUUUCGCUCGCCAUUGUCCCAUUCGCUCUAUUGAUUCAUUGAUUUGCACACGAUCCGCGCCGUGCCAUCUAUGCAGCGUCAUCGCCGCGCCAUCCGUAUUCGUCGUCCUCGUCCCAGUCGUCACUCUCCAGACCUGGGCUGCGGAUGAAGAGGGCACCGACGCAGCCGAGGAGGGCCAGGCCGCCAAAGAGGCUCCACGCGAGGGCUUCGCCUUUGGGACGCACGUGGGCCGAAAGGGCAAAGAGGCCACCCGACACGACGGGCCCGAUGCUGCGACCGAGGGCGGAGAGGGUCUGGGCGACGCCGUUGAGGGUGCCGAGACUCGCGUGCGAGGCCGCCGAGUUGGUGAUCUGCGGUCCGUCAGCAACCAAAGCGCACGGAGGGGCGACGAGCAUGGCGGGGCAUGGCAUCGCGUAGCGUCGCCGACGGCAACGGUCACGUACCAGGAGCAUGACGCUGGAGAGACCGCCGACGGCGCAAAUGUUCUUCAUCAUCAGCACGAGGCCCAGCUCGGCGUACAGCCAGAGGCGGCCGCUGGCAACGCCAAAGAGCGGCUCGUCGUCGAGGUGGCCCACCCAGGGCAUGAGAACGGCGCUCACGGCGAUGCCGAGCAGGGCGAGACGGUAGGUGCCGAGGCUGCCGACCCUCGACUUGAGGGGUUCGUAGAGGAAGGAUUGGAAGACGAUGGUGGCGACGCCGGCGAGGCCGAGGCUCAGCCCGAUCUUGUCGGGGUCGAGCUCGCGGCCGACCGGGGCGGGCGAGGCGGCAAAUAUCGGAUACAGGCUGUUGAAGGAAACGUUGGAGAGCUGGAACACGAGGUAGGUGGCCAGGAGCAGGAGGCUCCUGCGGUUGACGAGGCCGCGCCAGGCCGGGGGCUCGUCGAGAGACUGCUUGGACGGCCUUCCGAAUUCGGCGCCGGCAUCCUCGCUGUCCGAUGCGCAGGACGAAGAAGAGUGGUAGAGAAGCGGUUGCUGCUGGCUGCGUGGCCAUGGCGCCGCCCACGCGCCGCCCUUGCGACCUGCACGGGACGGCGAACGGAACGGGUGCAAGAGCCGGCCGAGCCACCGCGGCCUCCACGGCUCGGGACCGGAGGCGUCACCGAGAGUCUCCUCGAAGCCGAGGGCGACGACGACGACGCUCAAGGCGAGCAGGGCGGCGCAGAGGAGGUUGGGUCCGAGGUACGGGUAUCGGCCGCCAGCGCUGCCGACGAGGAGGCCGCCGAGGGCGGGGCCGGCGAUGCCGCCGAGGGAGUAUAUGACGGGCAGGUAGGUGAAGGCCCUGCCCUGGUUGGAGCGAUCCGUCACCUCGCCGAGGACGGUGGGCACGCAGGCGGCGUUGCCGUUGAGGAGGCCCAUGGCCACGUGAAGGACGACGAUCUGCCAGUAGCGGGUGCAGAGACCGAAGAGGCAGAAGCAGGCCGCGAGCGACGUCGUGCCGGCGACGAGGACGGGCUUGCGGCCGACGAGGUCCGAGGCGUACCCCCAGAGGAAGUUUGUGGACAGCUGGGCGAGGGCGAAGGCGGAGGCGACGACGCCGACGUAGAAGCCACCCCGGUCGGCGGGGAUGCCGGGCAUCGACGUGACCAUCUGAGGCAAGUAGGGCGAGAUGGAAUUGAGGGCCGUCUGCUCCGAGAGGGAGAGGAAGGCGAGCAGCAGGAGCUGGCGGACGGGGAGGGGGGUUGGCGGUGGGCGGUGCGAGCACGACUCGUCGUCGUCGUCGGCCGAAGAGGACGAGGACAGGUCGGCGGCGGGCGACGAGGACGAGGACACGAGGCCGGACCGGGUCUCGAGGCUCGAGUCGAGAGGCGUCUUGGGGGGCCGUGUGGGAAAGGUCUGAUAGCAGUGCGACGAAGGCUCGAGCUCGGCCAUGGUCGGCAGGGGAGCUCCCGCAUCGACGGAAGAGGACGACGGCGAGCGGGAGGAGGCGGGACCAGAGGCCGGCCGAGCCAUUCUCACGCCCGGAUCGAAGGCUCGCCCUAG
Molecule: messenger RNA, 3240 nt
Organism: Drechmeria coniospora
Lineage: Eukaryota; Fungi; Ascomycota; Sordariomycetes; Hypocreales; Ophiocordycipitaceae
Exons: 2
Coding region: 1-3240 (1079 amino acids)
Source: RefSeq, a predicted model, not a curated record